This is a messenger RNA of Fusarium coffeatum, 2601 nucleotides long. RefSeq lists its product as uncharacterized. Gene Ontology annotation, molecular function: ubiquitin protein ligase binding. NCBI's taxonomy places the organism in Eukaryota, Fungi, Ascomycota, Sordariomycetes, Hypocreales, Nectriaceae. The transcript has a single exon. Gene Ontology annotation, cellular component: anaphase-promoting complex. Gene Ontology annotation, biological process: ubiquitin-dependent protein catabolic process. The record is from RefSeq and is a predicted model, not a curated record. Bases 1 to 2601 code for a protein of 866 amino acids.
AUGGCCUUGACAGCGUCGAGAUAUAGGGCACGCAAGCAAAAGGUAUUCCGGUCCGUUUUCCAGACUGAUGUCUCAUCGCCCACGCCUCGCUCAACUCCCAUCGCUGCCUCCACGGAUCAAGGUGCCGCCUUUGGAGGUCCCCACGCGUCGUCAUCCAAACAUGCUCCCCCACCACCACCGCCUCUCUUUCAUGAGACUCUCCAUCAUGCCGAUGAUCAAGUAAGGUGGGACCGGGCAUGGCAUGUCGUUACUUCCAAGAUACAGUUGCCGACUUCAGUGGCUGUGGAAGACUCCUUUGGAACCUUACCGUCAGAGUCGCAGGAGGUCGAUUUGGAUGUUCGCGAUUCUAUCGCCCUGCUCCUCUAUCCUAGCCGCUCUCUGCCUGGUGCGACUCAGACGGAGGACAUCCUACUCUGGCAUACCCAUCAAGUACGCCAGCACUUUGUUCACCAUGUUAUGCCCCUGUUGGCUGCUUGUACCAGUCAGGGCGACCAGACACAAGUAUUGCUGUCAAGCAUCUCAACACUUGAGGCAGCUCAUAGACAGUAUCUCUGGGGAUUGACUCUCAUCGUGCAAGGUUACGACGACGAGGCUUCUUCAAAUGCAGCAUUUUCAAAAUUCCGUCGAGACCUACAUGCUAUCAUAGGCAACUCUCUUAACCAAGGCUUGACGGAUGCCCUGACCAGUGUCUUGCGUCGCCUUAUCCGACUCAAUCUUGGUAUAGGGAAACGUUAUGAUGGGUCUGCAUCAUUCUCAGAAUCGCAAGGGGACAGCUUAGCAGCUCGUCAAGAGUUAUUAGGUCUCUUAGAAUCUCUGAAGAAUGUUGGUCUAGUGGGAGAAAAGUUUCAAGUUCUUUUUGCAGAGAUCAUGGAUGCCAGCAUGAAAGACUUCAUUAAAAUAUCCUACUCGGGAGUCUGGAAAGUACCCGAACAGUCAGAGACGCAAUCUACUAGUGUCUCCUCUGGCUGUCUCGGUCAUCUUUCUGAAUGGGUUGAGAAUCAGUACGGGCGUCUUGCUGUUGAAUUUCUCAGCCGUCUGGAAACACAUAUCGCGUGGGGUGAUGUCGAAUGUUGGAAGGAUAUUGCCAUAGGACGUCUUGCAACACUUCGAAUUCACGAGCUCUUUGAUAUCUCUUUGAACUGGCCCGAAAGUAGAGGAGGACUGGAAGAUCUUCGUCUGGCUGUCACAACACCACAGCGACGUCUUCAACUAACGGAUACCUUCUCGAUGGCCCUGCAGAAACGCUUACUUCACCCUGGCAGGUCCACCUCGGAUAUCCUGCAAACAUACAUCUCCAUGAUCAGAACUUUUCAUGCCUUGGAUCAUUCCAAAGUCCUUCUUGAUCGGGUCGUUCACGCUCUGCAGUUGUAUCUCUGUCAAAGGGACGAUGCUAUUCGCAUUGUCGUUGGUGGUCUGCUCUCCAACCCCAGUGAGGCCGACACAGAAGAAGGCAAGGCAAACCUCGCGGAGCUAGCAGUACUGCUGAACGCGGCAUCUCAACAACAGCGACGCCAGGUUGAGGAUGAGGACCUCGAUUGGAACGAUAUGACUUGGGUUCCAGAUCCUGUGGACGCAGGUGUGAACUACAAGAGACCCAGAAACGAAGACGUUAUCGGUACUCUGAUUAGUGCACUUGGUUCUCAGGACAUCUUUAUUAAAGAGUUCCAGCUAAUCAUUGCUGAGCGAUUGCUUUCGAACCAGGCAACCUUCCAACAAGAGACUAAGGUAUUGAGCCUUCUUAAGAAGCGGUUCGGUGAGAGUGCUCUACAAAACUGCGAUGUCAUGAUGAAGGAUAUACAGGACUCGAAGAGAGUUGAUGCGGUUCUGUGCAAGACCAUCCGACAAACGUAUAACGAUCCUGGAGCAAUUGCGCACCACUCCAAGAUUCUAUCACGACUAUUCUGGCCUAGUCUACCCAAAGAUCCUUUCACAGUACCAGCGCCUGUUGCAGAAAUGCACAGCAGAUAUGAGCAGGGAUUCGAACGACUCAAAACGUCUCGAAAACUCAACUGGCUGGACCAGUUGGGCUCAGCAACUGUCAAGCUCGACUUCGAAGAUCGCUCAGUUGAGCUUGAAUGCAAGACAUACGAAGCUGCAGUCAUCUACGCGUUCCAGGAUGAGAACAAUGAAGGAGAAUCCGGUCCUACGCAACGAACUUUCAACGGAAUAUGGCAAGAACUCAUGAUUGACGAGGACCUUCUUGAGCUUGCUAUCAAAUUCUGGAUCUCCAAGCGAGUCAUUCGUGAUGUUGGCAAUCAAACCUACAUGGUAUUGGAGCAACUGGACAACGCAGAUGAGGCUGGAGAAGCAGGUGCUCCUGAUGACGGACAGGAUGAUGUUGGUGGCCAGCCAUCUCCGCGCAAACCCAAGAUCGACUCCAAGGAGCAGGAGCGGCGUACCGUCUACUGGCAGUUCAUCGUGGGCAUGUUAACAAACUCGGCGCCAACUAUGCCACUUGGUCAGAUGUUAAUGAUGAUGAAGAUGCUGAUUCCCGACGGCUGUUCAUGGACUAAUGAGGAGUUGCAGGAGUUUCUGGCAGAAAAGGUGGCGGAGAAUAAGUUGGAGCUAGCUGGCGGCAAGUAUCGUCUGCCCAAGAAAUGA